Messenger RNA from Volvox carteri f. nagariensis, 840 nucleotides. RefSeq lists its product as uncharacterized. The transcript is spliced from 4 exons. Gene Ontology annotation, biological process: regulation of DNA-templated transcription. NCBI's taxonomy places the organism in Eukaryota, Viridiplantae, Chlorophyta, Chlorophyceae, Chlamydomonadales, Volvocaceae. The record is from RefSeq and is a predicted model, not a curated record. The coding region runs from base 1 to 840 and encodes 279 amino acids. Gene Ontology annotation, molecular function: double-stranded DNA binding.
AUGCGCAGUCACCUUUCAAACUGCCAACUUAGACAUCAAAAGCCCAGUCAAAGGCCGCGACGCCGUCUCGUGAUAACUAGGGCUUGGCAUGUCUCAUCGUCGCAGCACUCCGUCUGCAACCUGCAGCCAUCGCGCAGACCCCAGCUAGAGCACCUCAUCUACGAGAUCAUAAACGUUCUGGCGCUACCUGCAGAGCCCUCGCCCGUCGACCUUCAGCGCUGGAGCAAGAACAUCGAUGUGCUUCAAAAAGUCCACGGCGCAGGUGGCGCGGAACGCGUCCGUAGAGCACUUCUCGCCAACCCAUCCCUUCUUUCUGCGGACCUUGAGCGCUGGCACAGCUUUUUCGUGGCGGGUUUCGGUCUCCCCCCGGACGGCUUCGCCAAGCUGUUGACGGACUGCCCCUCUCUGCUCACGGAGGGGGACGUGUUCACCGCGGGCAGCUGCAUGCUGUUCUUCAAGAACAUGGGCUGGAGGAACCAGGAUAUCACGCAGCGGAUCAUCGGCUACUACCCGCAGCUGUUGCUGUUGGACCGCCGAAGGGACAUCGACCCUGUACUACGUUUCUUAGAACGUCUUGAGUGCCGGGGGGACAAUCUCCGACUGCUGGUGUGGGAGUUUCCCCGUAUUUUCGACAAGGACUACCGUCGCCACGUUCGCAAGUUCCAGUACUUGGGAAUGUACGGCCUCUCCGUGUACCGAAACGGUGGUGGAGGCGACGGGACCAGCGGCGGGGAAGAGGGGGGAGGUGGCCGCGCCGCCGCCGCCGCCGCCGCCGCCGCCGUCACUGCCGUCACUGCCCCUGCCGCCGGCGACAGCGAUGUGGCGUUCUUACGCCCGUGA